This is a messenger RNA of Aspergillus chevalieri, 1212 nucleotides long. RefSeq lists its product as uncharacterized. Gene Ontology annotation, biological process: reciprocal meiotic recombination; meiotic DNA recombinase assembly; DNA repair. Bases 1 to 1212 code for a protein of 403 amino acids. The transcript is spliced from 5 exons. Gene Ontology annotation, cellular component: Rad51B-Rad51C-Rad51D-XRCC2 complex; replication fork; Rad51C-XRCC3 complex. Gene Ontology annotation, molecular function: crossover junction DNA endonuclease activity; ATP binding; four-way junction DNA binding. The record is from RefSeq and is a predicted model, not a curated record. Lineage: Eukaryota; Fungi; Ascomycota; Eurotiomycetes; Eurotiales; Aspergillaceae.
AUGAGCCAGCAGGAUCUUUUGGGGCUUGCCAGCGAGGAAUCCCAUCGCGUGAUUCCCAUCUCAGCAUCGCAGUCUCUGCACGCGUCGGCCGGCGCGUCUGCCACUCCGGGCGCGAUUUCAACGGGGUUAUCGAGACUCGAUGAGGCGCUCUGUCCGCCUUCUGGAGAGGAUGUACCUGGGUCCACUACCUCCAGUCCGGGAAUUCUCUGCGGUCAGGUUACGGAGGUCUAUGGGCCACCCGGCGUGGGGAAGACGGCGUUGGCAUUGAGUACGGCAGUCAAUGCCCUACUAGAUAGACGGAAAGUGGUUUGGAUUGAUACCAUGUCACCUCUACCGAGACCCCGCCUCAGGAAGAUGCUCCGGAAGGCACUGGAAUCCAUUGAAGGCGACAGGUCAGAAGAAGACGCAAUCCAGAACCUGCACUACUUCCGUACUGCGUCCCUCCCACAUCUUCUCGCGUUAUUAUUCCGUCCACCGAAGUUAUUCCCCCCGGACGACACCUCACUCCUGGUAGUCGACUCAAUAUCCGGCCCAUUCCCCUCCUACUUCCCCAACCCAACAGAACUACGAGCGCGUCUCGCGCAAUCAGACAUCACAGACAAGACCAAGAUCCAAUGGCUCAUGAACCGGCGCUGGAACGUGACAAGCGACCUAGCCAAUCAAUUAAUGAAACUGGCCACCACACGUCGACUGGCGGUGCUUGCUAUUAACCAGACGCAUACCAAGAUCAAGGGACAGCCGCGUGCAACGCUCUGUCCUGUGUUGGCGGGCGGCGCGUGGGAGAAUUGUAUCGCUACGAGGGUUGUACUGUAUCGUGAUUUUUGCACAGUGGUGGAAGAGGAUUUGCCUAUUUUGGUUAAUGCGCGCUUUGCAGAGGUCAUGAAACGGUCAGGAAGGAUUUUGGCAUUGAGGUUGGAAGAGAAUAUUGUUCCGUUCGCUACUGAGUCGGACGGUCUCCGUGGGAUGGAAAAGAAGCAGCCCCCCAGUGUUACUCCGCAGGUAGCAGAACCACGCGAGCUUCUAUCCCAGCCAGCGAGUCAGCCGGCAAGUCAACCACCCAGUCAACCAGCCGGCCAGCUAGCGAGCCAAAGAAAGCGGAAAGUUGAUGAAAUUGCGGACAGUGAGGAUGACGAAGAUGACUCUGAUGGGGACUACGGAUGGGCCGAGGACGAUGAUGCCCUACUCCAGAAUCCAGAGAAGCAAUAUCUUUAG